Messenger RNA from Clunio marinus, 1186 nucleotides. NCBI's taxonomy places the organism in Eukaryota, Metazoa, Arthropoda, Insecta, Diptera, Chironomidae. The record is from the annotation of a GenBank genome assembly.
AGUACUGAAGUUCUGUAUAAGUCAGUUAAACCAAGAAGUUUUAUAUUUUAACAUUUUAUUAAAAAAAAAGCGUGAAAAUGAACAAAAAAGAAAUAACUCAUGUUCAGUGUGAUGGAUUGGCUGUCAUGAAAAUGGUGAAACAUUGCCAUGAGGAGUCGCAGGGUAGCAUGGAAGUAGCUCAAGGAGCCUUACUUGGUUUAUCAGAAGGAAAUAGGCUAGAAAUCACGAAUUGCUUUCCAUUCCCUAAAUCUACUGACGAAACAGUUGAUGAAGAAGAAUAUCAAUUGGCUAUGAUGCGUCGUUUAAGACGAGUUAAUGUUGAUCAUUUUCACGUUGGUUGGUAUCAGUCGGCAGAUGUUGGAAACUUUUUGUCUCACACUCUUCUCGAGUCUCAAUAUCAUUACCAGACAAGCAUCGAAGAGUCAGUUGUAGUUGUUUAUGACACUCAAAAGUCAGCUCGCGGGUUUCUUACAUUAAAAGCUUACCGAUUGACUCCACAAGCUAUUACAAUGUAUAAAGAAGGUGAAUUCACACCAGAUGCACUGCGUCAGCUGAAAAUUGGCUACGAGAAACUUUUCGUUGAAAUUCCCAUUCAUAUUCGAAAUUCAGCCUUGUCGAACAUUAUGAUGUCUGAACUUCAAGAGAUGGUUCAAGAAGAAGAAGGUUCUCAUUUCCUCGAUUUGGGAACAGCUGGAGUGUUAGAAGGACAUAUUCGAGUAAUGAUGGAUCGUGUUGAUGAACUUAAUCAAGAAGCCAAUAAGUUCAAUAAAUACCAACAAAUGGUAAUGCGUCAAGAGCAAGAAAAGCAUCGACAGUUAAAUAAAUUGACUCAAGAAAACAUUGCACGAAUUGCUAAAGGCGAGCCACCGCUUCCUGAAGAAGAUGUGACGAAGCAAUUCCGUCCCUUGCCUGUUCCACUUAGACUCAAUCCAAUGAUUAUCUCUGGACAAAUCAACACCGUCUCGCAACACAUCAAUCAAUUCUGCUCGCAAUCAUUGGCCAAACUUUAUCUCACUGAAGCUUUGCAAGGAGCCAAAGAGACAAAAGAAACAAAGUAAAUUAACCGUUUAAAUGAUUUCCUGUAAAUCAAGACACACUGCUAAGUAAGACGAAAUUUGUAUUGACGAAAAAUAACAUAAAUAAAGGUUUCAGAUGAAAAUAUCCAAUAAUUUAUCUUAAUAACUUU